UAACCUGAAUCCAAUCUAUAGAGUGAGUUUAUUCGCUCAAACGAUUGUAACAAUUCUUUUAUUAUCCGAAAGCCUUAUUUUAUGGCCAGCUCCAGCUUUGUGUGUUUAAAUGCUGCGUGCCACUAUGAGCUCGAGACACGGUGACGUCAUCGUCGAAACGCAGAACUAAACAAGCCGUUUCCAGCAGCUCGAGUCUCCGCCGGAACACGGGGCCUGCCCAAACUACUUCUGAUAGUUCCCCAGCGUCUGAACGGUGCUUUGCCUGCUUGUCUUCAGUCAGUGACCGCGUCUCUCUGAAGAGCAUCGCACACAGACAGAAGGAGCAAACAUGUCCGAGAAGCCAGAGGCAAACUCGGAGAGCAGCUGGUAUGGGGACGAUUUUAAGAAGAUCGACCGCUUCGGGAGCACCUCCGCCGCCCGGCGGGAUGACUUGGGAGAGGAGCGGCAGAUGAGAGACUGGGAGGACGGAUCAAGUGAAGAGAAACAGUUUUCCAGCGACCGGCAGCCGCUCCCUGUUGUCAUGGAGACUGCUUCCACCGAUAAAUCAGAUUUAAUCUUCCAGAAGAAGUCCACUGAUGACAGGGAUAACCCGUACACCUCCCUCUUGUCCAGUCAAAGCUAUGCUUCACAUGAAGACACCUCCUACUUUUCUGGCAGCAUGGGCAGAUCUGGUGACAAAAAUACAUCCAGCACAGAAGAAUUCACCUCUGGUUCCCAUUUCCAGUUGACCUUGGACUCUGGCAUCAAGAACCCCAGUGCAGAACAAACUGACAGCUCUCCCAAGAUACAUGACUCUGAGAAAGCUUUUGACUCUUCAUACAACUAUAUGGACAUCAGUCGUAAAGAGGACUCCUGUAGUUCACAACGCCCCCUUGAGGACUGGAGGAUGAGCGGCCUCUCAGAGCCCACCCACUACACUAAACUAGAGAAGAGUCCAUCACCGGUAGAAGUGGAUGUGGAAGACAUUUGCUCUGCAGCAAUUCUGGACUCCCAGACCUUCCCAUAUGUGGAGGAACCAUCUGAUGAAGAGCUGUCUGACUACCAGCCCUAUCGGUCACCAGGUACCGGCAGCAGUGCCAGCCCAGUAAAAUUCACCCUGACAGAAAUGCCACCUACAUCUGUAUCGCCCACCAAUGUCCAACACAGCCCCACAGUUACAGUGUCAGAGAAAGAGAGCAUUUUUAGUCUGGGGCUGGAGGGAGUGCCAACCGUCACUCUCUCAGAGCCUGAGGAUGAAAGCCCUGAGUCAUCUACACCUCCUACAGAAGAGUCUGAUUCUCCUUUGGAUCCAAAAUUCCAGGCUGAUGAAACUAAAAUAAUGAGUUCCACCCAAGACAAGACUCAAACAUCUCCCAUCUCACCCUCUCCACCUACUUCCAAGCAGGAGAGUUCACCAGUAGAGAUUAAGUCUUCCCCACCAAAACCCACUUCGCCUCCUUCCCCCCAGGAUGUUGAGGGUAGCAGUGCUGAAUCUGGAGACUCUGAGAUUGAUCUGGUGUCUGAAGAGCCUAGUCCACGAGCUCCCAACACUGGCUACAUGAGCUUCACUAAGAGUCCCAGCAUCACUUCAUCAACCACAGUACCUUCCACAGUGCCCGCCCCGUCUUCUAACCUUGCAUUUGCCCCGAGCCCUGCAAUGCAGUACAGCAUCUUGAGGGAGGAACGUGAAGCAGAGCUGGACAGUGAACUGGCUCUGGAGUCCUGUGGAGAGGAAAGUCCCAAAAGAUUGACCCAUGACUCCACAAAGGGUUUCAAGGAGAUGCCACAGCCAGUGAAAAAACCCACAACCCUGACUUUGGCAACUAAAGCACCAGUCAAGACUCCAACUGCACCUGCGCCUGUUCCAGCCCCAGCCAGUGCUCCUAAAGAGAAGACAUCCACCAUAGAAGAGAAGCCCAAACCCAGCAGCAGAACCCCCAGUCCGGGCCUGCCAGAGCUGAAGGUUGAGCAUCCUGCUGGGGAGGUGCACCAGAGAAAAAGAAGACGGUCCAGUCAAGCCCGCAGGGGCUCUGAGAGAAUGACUGCACCACCUGUCGUCUUCCAGGGUCUAACCAGGGAGAAAGCGAUGGAGCUGCUGUACUGGAGGAACCUGAAGCAGAGUGGGCUUGUGUUUGGCAGUUUACUGCUGCUGCUCUUCUCUCUGACGCAGUUCAGUGUGGUCAGCGUGGUGGCCUAUCUGGCCCUGGCCACCCUUUCCGCAACCAUCAGCUUCAGAGUCUACAAGUCUGUGCUGCAGGCUGUGCAGAAAACAGACGAGGGACAUCCCUUCAAAGCUUAUCUGGAGGUGGAGAUGUCACUGUCCCAUGAUCAGAUGCAGAAGUACGCAGAAAACACCCAGUAUUAUAUCAACAGCACACUGAAAGAACUGCGCAGGCUGUUUCUGGUGCAGGAUCUGGUGGACUCACUAAAGUUUGCAGUGCUGAUGUGGUUGCUGACCUAUCUGGGAGCCCUCUUCAAUGGACUCACUCUUCUUAUUAUGGUGGUGGUGUCCAUGUUCUCGAUGCCUGUGGUCUAUGAGAAAUACCAGGCACAGAUUGAUCAGUAUCUGGACUUAAUAAAAACCCAAGUCAACUCUGUGGUAGGAAAGAUCAAGGAGAAGAUUCCUGGGGCCAAACGAAAGGCUGAAUAGGCCCCACAGGGCCCCCUGGAGGAUGUUGUGAGCGUCUGAAUACCCCAUUAUUGGGAGAGCUGAAAGAUGAUCAAGGGUUCCACUUUGUACAUACACACACACAAACACACACACAGAAAUCAGACACAAAUAAAUCACUGGAACAUAGUUCUACUUUGUACACUUUGUGACAUCUAGAGCAAAGGCUGAGCUGUGCAGGAGAAGUCCCAUCCUCGCCUUGUAACCAUAGACAAAAAAAAAAAAGAAAAAAAGUGAAGCGUGCUGUCUCUCAAAUAAGGAUCUAGUCAAAGUACAACUAUAAAGAAUUGUAAAAGUAACCUUGAAACAUAUAAUUCAAAUCUGGCAAAAAGACUAGAUGUGAUUUUUUUUCUUUUUGUAUGUGUUGCUCAUAAAGUGCAUGAAGUCAAGAGUCUUAAGUGCUGAUUAAUUCUCUUUUUAUCUUUUAAGUUCAUGUGCUUUCUUAGCUGUGCUGAAAAUCUCUGUAGUACGUGAAGGAUCUCUCCAGCUUUAUUCCUCUCCAGUGACACUCUCUUCUUGGAAAAAAAAAAAAAGCUUUUUUGUGACUUGAGUGUUAGGUGGGGCCUUU
This is a messenger RNA of Carassius carassius (crucian carp), 3215 nucleotides long. It is a transcript of the gene rtn1b, whose product is annotated as reticulon 1b. Gene Ontology annotation, biological process: endoplasmic reticulum tubular network formation; neuron differentiation; brain development. The record is from RefSeq and is a predicted model, not a curated record. The transcript is spliced from 9 exons. NCBI's taxonomy places the organism in Eukaryota, Metazoa, Chordata, Actinopteri, Cypriniformes, Cyprinidae. Gene Ontology annotation, cellular component: postsynaptic density; neuron projection. Bases 329 to 2629 code for a protein of 766 amino acids.